CUUCUUUCGUGAUUUCAAGACAAUCCACUUCUUCCACCUUCUCCUCCCGCACUUUACGCGCAUACGCCAAGCCUUACUCGUGAGCCUCUUACCGCACUCGACGACCGUCUUCGCGCCUACACACCCCGCUACAAUCAUGGCUCCUGGAAAGUGGGAUGAUGAGGAGUCCGGCUCCGACUCUGGCUCUCCUGCCCCUAUCAUCGCCCGCCGUGGCAAGUUUGACGAUGAGGAAGAAGAUGAUGUCCUAGAUGCAUGGGACGACGCCGAAGAUUCCGAAGUCGAGCGCGAGAAGGCGAAGAAGGCCGCCGAGGCAAAGGCAAAGGCUGAGGCCGAAGCAAAGGCGAACCACAAGAGCAAGGCACAGCGCAUCGAGGAGCACAGGCAAGCGGCUCUGCGCCGGCGACAGAUGGAGGAGGACUACGAGUCGGAGGAGGAGACCGAGGAGGAGCGCCGCCAGAGGCUGCGACAAGCCGAGCAGGAUGGCUCACGCGCCCAAGCCGAGGAGCUCUUUGGCGAACUCAGCGUUGGCAAGUCCAAGACCGCAAAGGCUGUCACCAUCUCCGACGACAACGACCCUACCAAGUCCGUCGACCUUAGCGCUCUCUCCAUCUUCAACCCCAACACGAAGGACCAGUUCACCAAGCUGCGCGAGACCCUCACACCGCUCCUUGCCAAUAACUCCAAGAAGGGGCAAUACUCGCUGUUCUUGCAGGAAUUCUGCAAGGGCAUCGCGAGGGAUUUGCCUAGUGACCAGAUCAAGAAAAUCGCCUCUGGUCUGACCACAUUGAGCAACGAGAAGAUGAAGGAAGAGAAGGCUGCUGAGAAGGGAGGAAAGAAGACCAAGGCGGCGAAGACCAAGACAAGCUUGAACGCUGCAAGGGACGUUGGCCGUAGUGCUGAUACAUCGACAUACGACAACGAUGAUUUUGGCGAUGAUGACUUCAUGUGAGGGGAUUACUUCUCCCAAGCUAAGACACGAUCCUCUGCUACUCCUCUUCCCGCUUCAACACCACAGCCGGGCAGUCACCGAGUCCGCUUUCACGCUUCGCACCUGGCUGUAGCGGUCUGGCAGCCACUUCACGAUUCCCAUUUCUGCUUCGUUGGCUUUUCUAGGGCGGAGAUGGCAUAGUUUGCAUGCAUAGCGUAAGAUGGAUAUGGAGUGAUGGCCAAAAUUUGAUAGACGUUGCUGAUGAAUACAUAUAUUUCACGAU
This is a messenger RNA of Macroventuria anomochaeta, 1211 nucleotides long. RefSeq names its product translation initiation factor eIF3 subunit. Gene Ontology annotation, cellular component: cytoplasm; eukaryotic translation initiation factor 3 complex. The coding region runs from base 137 to 949 and encodes 270 amino acids. Lineage: Eukaryota; Fungi; Ascomycota; Dothideomycetes; Pleosporales; Didymellaceae. Gene Ontology annotation, molecular function: translation initiation factor activity. The record is from RefSeq and is a predicted model, not a curated record. The transcript is spliced from 4 exons.